AUGCACCAAGCAGGAAAAAGGCCGAGCAGCCGGAUCCCUGGGAAGGUUUACUUAGAAGUGAGUGAGGGUAUCUGUCCACGGUCGGAUGCUAGCCGAGAGAAGGGGAAGGAGAUGGAAGAGCAGGACCCAGGAGAACCUGGGUUUGGCAAGAGAUCAAGGAAAGGCAACCUUCCCACCCAGGCUGGGAGUGGCGUUGAAUUCUGGGAAAGAGCUCUGCCAGAGUUCCUGGCUCAGGACACCGUGAACUCAGAUAGGUGGGGACGAUCCGUGAAGAUGGAAGCGAAGUUGUCUGAGGAAGAAGGAGCUCCGUCAGAGGAAAGUCAGAGGGCGCAGGCCCAGGUGGAGGCCCAAGAUGCCCUGUCACGUGGAGAUGAUCAGAGGAAUGAGUGUCAUGAGGACCUGAAUCAUCUAUCGCGAGAUGAAGUCAAGAAUGGAGACAUGAGAGGAAACUUCAAGAAUGAAGUUGGACCCAAGAGGCAGAAAGAAAGCCACGUGGUGAAGAACAGUGAUAAACCCAUUCCUCGCCAAGGGGGGUAUUUCCGUGAAGUAAUUCACAUGGUGGAGGAAACAGACAAGUGCUUGGAGCGUGGAAUGAACUUCUCAGACCAAACCCAAUAUAAUGUCCAUUUACGAAUGCAGAGUGGAAGGAAGACCCAUCAAUGGCUAACGCGUGGAAAGACCAGGAUUCACAGAGCAGAGCUCCUUAGACAUCAAAGAACACGUAGAGGAGAGAAACCUUAUAGCUCCUCAGAGUGUGGCAAGAGCUUCUCAGAGAAAUCAGAUCUUGUUCAACACCAAAGAAUUCAUUCAGGAGAGAAGCGAUUUGUCUGUUCCAAGAGUGGAAUAAUGUUCUUGGAUGAAAGAAAGGGUGAUGUACAUUUUCCAAAGCGUAGUACAAUGAAGGCAUGCAAAUGCUUUCAGUGCGGAAAGUACUUCAGAUGCAGAUCACAGCUCCUUGUGCACCAAAGGAUCCACACAGGGGAGAAGCCUUUUCAAUGUUCAGAGUGUGGGAAGAGAUUCAGACAGCGUGGCCAUCUUGAACAUCACCUAAAAACUCACACAGGGGAGAAAGCUUAUGAAUGCUCACAGUGUGGGAAGGGAUUCAAUUACAAUAGCACUUUUCAACAACAUCUAAGAACCCACACAGGGGAGAAGCCUUUUGAAUGCUCCGAGUGUGGGAAGAGAUUCAGGCAGAGUGGCUAUCUUAAAGAUCAUCUAAGAACUCACACAGGUGAAAAACCAUUUGAGUGCUCAGACUGUGGGAAGGGAUUCAGUCACAGUAGCACUCUUCAAAAACAUCUAAGAAUCCACACAGGGGAGAAACCUUUUGAAUGCUUAGAGUGUGGGAAGGGAUUCAGUCACAGUAGCACUCUUCAAAAUCAUCUAAGAACCCACACAGGGGAGAAACCUUUUGAUUGCUCAGAGUGUGGGAAGAGAUUCCGUCACAGUAGCACUCUUCAAAAGCAUCGAAGAACCCACACAGGGGAGAAGCCAUUUGAAUGCUUAGAGUGUGGGAAGAGAUUCAGCCAGAGUGGCCAGCUUCAUGUGCAUCAAAGAACCCACACAGGGGAGAAACAUUUUGAAUCCUUAGAGUGUGGGAAGAGAUUCAGCCACAGUAGCACUCUUCAAAAACAUCUAAGAACCCACACAGGGGAGAAGCCAUUUGAAUGCUUAGAGUGUGGGAAGGGAUUCGGUCGCAGGAGCACUCUUCAAAAUCAUCUAAGAACCCACACAGGGGAGAAACCUUUUGAAUGCUCAGACUGUGGAAAGGGAUUUGGUCACAGUAGCACUCUUCAAAAACAUCAAAGAACCCACACAGGGGAGAAACCUUUUGAAUGCUCAGACUGUGGAAAGGGAUUUGGUCACAGUAGCACUCUUCAAAAUCAUCUAAGAACCCACACAACGGAAAAACCCUUUGAAUGCUCAGAGUGUGGGAAAAGAUUCAGUUACAGUUCCAGUCUUCAAAAUCAUCUAAGAACCCAGACAGGGGAGAAACCUUUUGAAUGCUCAGAAUGUGGGAAAAGAUUCAGUCAUAGUAGCGCUCUUCAAAAUCAUCUAAGAACCCAGACAGGGGAGAAGCCUUUUGUAUGCUCAGAGUGUGGGAAAGGAUUCAGCGAGAGUGGCAAUCUUCAUAAGCAUCUAAGAACCCACACAACGGAAAAACCCUUUGAAUGCUCAGAUUGUGGGAAGAGAUUCAAUCGCAAUUGCAGUCUUCAAAAGCAUCUAAGAACCCACACAGGGGAGAAGCCUUUUGCAUGCUCGGAGUGUGGGAAAGGAUUCAGCGAGAGUGGCAAUCUUCAUAAGCAUCUAAGAACCCACACAAUGGAAAAACCUUUUGAAUGCUCAGAUUGUGGAAAGACAUUCAGUCGCAAGUGCAGUCUUCAAAAGCAUCUAAGAACCCACACAGGGGAGAAGCCUUUUGUAUGCUCAGAGUGUGGGAAAAGAUUCAGUGAGAGUGGCAACCUUCAUAAGCAUCUAAGAACCCACACAAGGGAAAAACCUUUUGAAUGCUCACAUUGUGAGAAGAGAUUCAGUCGCAACUGCAGUCUUCAAAAGCAUCUAAGAACCCACACAGGGGAGAAGCCUUUUGUAUGCUCAGAGUGUGGGAAAGGAUUCAGCGAGAGUGGCAACCUUCAUAAGCAUCUAAGAACCCACACAAGGGAAAAACCUUUUGAAUGCUUAGAGUGUGGGAGAAACCAGAACAAAUCUCCCUCGGAGAGUCAAUCCACCACAGAAGACAAAAUGGUGAUGGAAAAUGCCAAACAACCUGGGGACAGUCUCUCGGUGACUCAUCAAGCAUUCUUUAGUUCUUUACAGAACUUGAAACACAACAUGACACCCACAAUGGCAAUUUUGUACAACCACUCACUUUAG
Gekko japonicus is the source of this 2874-nucleotide messenger RNA. RefSeq names its product zinc finger protein 14-like. Gene Ontology annotation, biological process: regulation of cytokine production; negative regulation of transcription by RNA polymerase II; regulation of immune system process. The record is from RefSeq and is a predicted model, not a curated record. NCBI's taxonomy places the organism in Eukaryota, Metazoa, Chordata, Lepidosauria, Squamata, Gekkonidae. The transcript has 5 exons. Bases 1 to 2874 code for a protein of 957 amino acids.